Messenger RNA from Miscanthus lutarioriparius, 453 nucleotides. Lineage: Eukaryota; Viridiplantae; Streptophyta; Magnoliopsida; Poales; Poaceae. The record is from the annotation of a GenBank genome assembly.
AUGUUCUCCGGUUGGAUAUGGCCGCCGCCAAGAGUUCUUCUGCGGCUGCCAAACAGAGUGAGGACGGACAAUUUCAUGAUAUCAAGUGGAGAGGAUGGUUCUAGGCUAUCCCUCGUCCACGCCGACGGGUAUCAGCUCAGCAUCUGGCACCUUCCCACCACCAGCAUCGACACAAAUGACUGGCUGCUGGUGCAUGACAAAAUUCAUGUGCGUGAGGCGUGCAGUCGUCUUGAGCAUGUUCUGGUGAUGGCGGUUGAUGACAGACUCGAGUUUGUGUUCCUGUGGCUGCGGUCCAGUGCGGUUCUCAUGCAUAUGCAUCUGCCGAGCAGGAGUGAGAAGGUAUAUAACGAGUUGAAUGUGCGUGAUGGGUACUUCUUAGAUAUCAACCCCUUCAUGAUGGUUUGGCCUCCAAUCUUCCCAGCAUUGAGGGAACAGGACAGUCUUGAGGAGUGA